AAUGCUUGCUCCACAGUCGCGUGCUAGACUCCUGACCCUGCUGGUGGUAUGGCUGAGCCGACUAGUGAUUUCGCGACUCCUACCGGGUGGCGUGCGUCUCCCGAGCUGACUCCCACGGUAGGGCCCCUGAGCGACACUGCCCCGCCGCGGGACCGCUGGAUGUUCUGGGCAAUGCUGCCGCCACCGCCACCACCGCUUACGUCCUCGCUUCCCGCAGCCGGGUCAAAGCCUUCCUCUGAGCCGCAGCCCCCCAUGGAGGCCCAGUCUCUCCCCGGGGCGCCGCCCCCCUUCGACGCCCAGAUUCUUCCCGGGGCGCAACCCCCCUUCGACGCCCAAUCCCCUCUUGAUUCUCAGCCUCAACCCAGCGGCCAGCCUUGGAAUUUCCAUGCUUCCACAUCGUGGUAUUGGAGACAGUCUUCUGAUAGGUUUCCUCGGCAUCAGAAGUCCUUCAACCCUUCAGUUAAAAAUUCUUAUUAUCCACGAAAGUAUGAUGACUUCAGCUUACCUCCCAGUAGGAAACAGAAAAAAAAGAAAAGAAAGGAACCAGUUUUUCACUUUUUUUGUGAUACCUGUGAUCGUGGUUUUAAAAAUCAAGAAAAGUAUGACAAACACAUGUCUGAACAUACAAAAUGCCCUGAAGUAGAUUGCUCUUUUACUGCACACGAGAAGAUUGUCCAGUUCCAUUGGAGAAAUAUGCAUGCUCCUGGCAUGAAGAAGAUCAAGUUAGACACUCCAGAGGAAAUUGCACGGUGGAGGGAAGAAAGAAGGAAAAACUAUCCAACUCUGGCCAAUAUUGAAAGGAAGAAGAAGUUAAAACUUGAAAAGGAAAAGAGAGGAGCAGUAUUGACAACAACACAAUAUGGCAAGAUGAAGGGGAUGUCCAGACAUUCACAAAUGGCAAAGAUCAGAAGUCCUGGCAAGAAUCACAAAUGGAAAAACGACAAUUCUAGACAGAGAGCAGUCACUGGAUCAGGCAAUCACUUGUGUGAUUUGAAGCCAGAAGGUCGACCUGAGGCAAAUGCAGAUCCUCUUGGUGUUUUGAUAAACAGUGAUUCUGAGUCUGAUAAGGAGGAGAAACCACAACGUUCUGUGAUACCCAAGGAAGUGACACCAGCCCUAUGCUCACUAAUGAGUAGCUAUGGCAGUCUUUCAGGGUCAGAGAGUGAGCCAGAAGAAACUCCCAUCAAGACUGAAGCAGACGUUUUGGCAGAAAACCAGGUUCUUGAUAGCAGUGCUCCUAAAAGUCCAAGUCAAGAUGUUAAAGCAACUGUUAGAAAUUUUUCAGAAGCCAAGAGUGAGAACCGAAAGAAAAGUUUUAAAAAGACAAACCCUAAGAGGAAAAAAGAUUAUCACAACUAUCAAACGUUAUUCGAACCAAGAACACACCAUCCAUAUCUCUUGGAAAUGCUUCUAGCUCCGGACAUUCGACAUGAAAGAAAUGUGAUUUUGCAGUGUGUUCGAUACAUCAUCAAAAAAGACUUUUUUGGACUGGAUACUAAUUCUGCGAAAAGUAAAGAUGUAUAGGUGUCUGGUGUUUCAGCAUACAUAACUGAAGCAUGUGAAACAGUAUCAUCCUCGUUAGUAGAGGAAAAUCAAAACCUUUUUUCCCUCAAAACUGGAUUUGUAAUUAAAUUGUAAGCCUCGUAGGAUGUAUGUUGGAUUUUAAGUCUUUCCUUUGGUUCUAUGCAAAUAAAUACAUAACUGAUUUUUAAGACUGUGUCUGUAUUGUUGGGAUUGAAUCUAGUAUUUGCGGGGAGAAUUUUUUCUUUGUAUUUAUUUUAAUGUAUUGUUCUCAUGUAAGAAUGACUGAUGUUGUGUCAGUUAAGAAUUGAAGAUAGGUUUAGCAGUAAAGAAGAAAGCUUUUAAAAGGAUUGAUUCAGCUAAGCAAAGUUGGGCAGAGAAAUACAGCCAUUUUGUUUUUAAUGCAGAAAAGGAAGAUGUUCUGUAGCAAGGGGGAAUAUUUUAAAAAUAAACCAGAUCAAAUUAAUGCAAUCAGAAGGUUUCGAAAUGUAAAUAUUCCUUAAGACAUGUUUAAAUUCACCUACUAGCAUGACUUACAUAGCUCAAAUAUUGAAUGUUUAAAAUAUUAAUACAGAUGGGGCCUCUGUUUAUGUUUAGAUACAAUUGAAGUACUUAAUUGAAGCUUUUUAAAAAUUGUAAAGUAAGUGAAAGCUACUGAGAUCUUUUUGUCUUCUGUAAUACCAGGGAAUUUGAGCUUGUGUUCUAGUCAUUGUACUAGCUGUAGCUAUUGGUCUGCCCUUUUGACAUACAGCUAAAAGGGACUAAAUUUUAAAAAAAUUAGUCUGUUAUAGUUGAAGAUUAAUUUUUCCUAACAUUGUGAUUAUUGAAGUUCAUGAAUCUUGCUGUCAAGGAAGAAGGGUAAGAAAGCUGAUAGCUCCUCCAUGUUGGUAAAAUCCUCUCGAGAAUCUUGGAACACCUGGCAUGUGACCCUAGUGACAUCACAGACCUGAGAUGAAGAUUCAUGUUUAGCCAGUGUUUUCCAGCCUUGUAGCCACCAUACAGAUCUGUUUAUUCUGUUUCACCCUACUCCUCCAGUGAGCCCCAUAUUUUGGGAAAUUAUCUGCCUCGUACAUUAACUAAUUCAAUUCAUAUUAACACUGUUGAGUGCUUACUCUAUGUACCUCUAUUGUGCCUAUAUUAAAGGUAUACAAAUAAAUAAGGCCAUGUCUGACUUCAAGGAACUCAGUUUAAUUUUGAUAUAUUCAAAGAUGUGAUUCCCAACCAACUCAUCAGGAUGAAGUAACUAGUGUUACAACUGAGUUGAUAUUCUAAAAUAUAACACAGUUUGUAUUUUUAUUACUAGUUAGCAUACACAUUUUAUAGGCUUAUGGUUAAUAAAUGAAUUCACAGACUCCUGGACUACUUUCAUUGAUGACCAUAUCUCCAGGGAUGUUGUUGAUCCCCACACUGCCUUAAGGUGUAUUAUAUAAACAGUUUUAUUUUCCAUUUUUCAUGUUUCCUGAUAAUAAAUGUAUUUAGGACUGAAAAUACUCCUGAGUACUCCCUUGGCUGUAUGUCUGACAGUCUUUAGCUAUAGUGACUAUUGUUUAUUUUUAAUGGGUAUUUCAGAUUCCAAGUGUAUUUAAAAUUUCUAAGGAGAUAUAGCCUGUAUGGUUUCUACUUUAUGGAAUUAUAUGGUCAAUAUUUGUAAAUAUUCUAUGAGUUUUGGGUGGGUAGAGGGGUGCUUUGCCUGUUUUGGUUACAGGUUUUUUUGGAUUUAGCUUGUUAAUUUUCAGACUUUCUGCUUUCUACAUGCCUAUCUUAUUGUUCAUUUAAUCAAUUUCUGAAAUGUAAGCAUUACAUGACUAUUGGUGAGUUGUGCCUUUUAUAACUGAAAUACUUUACUUUUUCUCAUAUCCUCUAUAAUUGACUUCUAUUUUCCUUAAUCAAACCAGCUCUGGGAAAUUUAAUACAUUUAUAUUAAUUGAGAUUAUUAAAACAUUUGGACUAUU
This is a messenger RNA of Nomascus leucogenys (northern white-cheeked gibbon), 3473 nucleotides long. It is a transcript of the gene NUFIP1, whose product is annotated as nuclear FMR1 interacting protein 1. NCBI's taxonomy places the organism in Eukaryota, Metazoa, Chordata, Mammalia, Primates, Hylobatidae. Gene Ontology annotation, molecular function: RNA binding. The record is from RefSeq and is a predicted model, not a curated record. Gene Ontology annotation, biological process: box C/D snoRNP assembly. Gene Ontology annotation, cellular component: nucleus.